Messenger RNA from Gadus macrocephalus (Pacific cod), 1777 nucleotides. RefSeq names its product proteasomal ubiquitin receptor ADRM1-like. The record is from RefSeq and is a predicted model, not a curated record. Gene Ontology annotation, molecular function: proteasome binding; ubiquitin binding; endopeptidase activator activity. Bases 1 to 1491 code for a protein of 496 amino acids. Gene Ontology annotation, biological process: ubiquitin-dependent protein catabolic process. Gene Ontology annotation, cellular component: proteasome regulatory particle, lid subcomplex; cytoplasm; nucleus. The transcript has 10 exons. NCBI's taxonomy places the organism in Eukaryota, Metazoa, Chordata, Actinopteri, Gadiformes, Gadidae.
AUGUACGCCCUGUAUUCCCGGGAGGUGUCGGAGGAGCUACCGCUAACAACUGCUGAGCCGCGGCCGGAGGAGGAACUGUCAAUCCGCGCGCUCCCGAGGACGGGUCGUGCGCUCGUUCUGACGCCGACGACGAGCACGCUCCCGCGCCCGGUUGCGACGGACUACAAACCGCGAAGAAGAGGAGGAAGAACCGGAAGUCGCGUCCCUGUCUCCGAAGAAAGAAAACUUUUUAACUUCUCGACAGAUACUAAAGAGCUCAGCAUGUCGUCCGGAGCUCUCUUCCCCAGCCUGGUCUCCGGCUCCCGGGGAACCUCCAGCAAGUACCUGGUGGAGUUCCGUGCGGGCAAGAUGACCCUGAAGGGGAGCACGGUGACCCCGGACAAGAGGAAGGGCACGGUGUACGUCCAGCAGUCGGACGACUCCCUGAUCCACUUCUGCUGGAAGGACCGCACCAGCGGCAACGUGGACGACGACCUGAUCAUCUUCCCCGAGGACUGUGAGUUCAAGAGGGUGAGCCAGGUGACCACGGGCCGGGUCUACGUGCUCCGCUUCAAGGCGGGCUCCAAGAGGCUGUUCUUCUGGAUGCAGGAGCCCAAGACGGACAAGGACGAGGAGAACUGCCGCAAGGUCAACGAGUUCCUGAACAACCCCCCCAUCGCGGGGGCCCCCGGCAGCGGGGCCAGCGGCAGCCACGAGCUCUCGGCCCUGGGGGGCGAGGGGGGCCUGCAGAGCCUGCUGGGAAACAUGAGCCACAACCAGCUGAUGCAGCUGAUAGGACCCGCAGGGCUCGGGGGCCUGGGAGGUCUGGGGGCUCUGGCCGGACCCGGUCUGGCCAGUCUGCUGGGCAGCGGAGGAGCCGCCACCAGUAGCUCCUCAUCCAGUUCCCGUAGCCAAUCAGCAGCUGUUACACCGUCGGUGGGCGGGGCAUCCAGGCUGAGCACCGCCCAGACCCCCACCACCCCCGUGACCCCUGCUGCCGCUUUAGCCGCCUCCCCCAUCGCAGUGGCGCCUUCCACCCCCGCGGCGGCCCCCGCCCCCGCCACCCCGGCCUCGGUGGGCAGCCCCAGCCAGCCCAUCCAGCUCAGCGACCUGCAGAGCAUCCUGGCCACCAUGAACGCCGCUACCAUAGCAACGCCCUCCGCAGUGGACCUGGCCAGUGUGUGCACCCCGGAGAUGAUGGCGCCCAUCCUGGCCAACGCAGAGGUCCGCGCUAGACUCCUCCCCUUCCUGCCCAGCGGCGAGAGUCUGCCCCAGACCGCCGAGGAGAUCCAGAACACCCUCACCUCCCCCCAGUUCCAACAGGCGAUGAGCAUGUUCAGCAGUGCUCUGGCGUCCGGCCAGCUGGGCCCGCUCAUGAACCAGUUCGGUCUGCCCGCCGACGCCGUGGAAGCAGCCAACAAAGGAGACGUGGAGGCCUUCGCCAAGGCCAUGGAGAGCAGCAAGACGGGCGGGAAGAAGAAGGACGAUGAGGAGGACAUGAGUCUGGACUAGGACUCCCCCCCUCUCCUCUUCCUCCUCCCCCUCCAACCCGACACCAACCACAUUCUGGAACAGCAGCAGCAUUGGAGCCUCUGCUAGCGUCUCCGCGGCAACAUUCCCCUCAGGGUGUGAGAGAUCCGGGUUACCUAGCAACCAGAGCAAGACCUCCUAGUGUUCCGGAAUGCAGACCUGGUCCGGGGGUUAGUUAGUCUCUCCGUGUUGCCGGGCGGCGGUUAGUUUGGAACACGUUUCUGCCUUUUCUGUGUGAUUUUCAUCAAAAUAAAACUCUUUCAAACAA